AACCCCGGACCGGAGACAAGACCUUACGUAUCUGCACCAUGGGAAGGAGAGCCUGCCUUUGGCACAAAUAUUAAUUGGAGCUUGCAAAAGAGGAAAGAAAGAGAGGGAGAGAAAAUCCAGCUUCCUAGAGGGUCCCUUUUUGAGCCCUGGGCAAGCCUUUUCCUGUCUCGUGCCUCCUCCCCUGGGCAGGGAGUCGCCUGGAGAGACUUUUGGGAAUAUCCGACGUUGUACAGGAUAUAUUUCUGUCGCCAAGAUCAAGAGGAAUUUCCAUUCCGUUCUCCCCGUCUGUGCUCUGUUUGCAGGAUACCUUCUGCUGAGGCUGUUUCUUGCAUGAGAAGAAGCAUCCCUUUCCAAAGAAGGUGGAAACAUGGCCACGGAGUUGGCCCCUCAUCUUCUCCAGGAGAAACAUAUCCGAGAAUUUCUCCAGAGGAAGCCCGGGGAGGAGAUUAAACAGGAAUCCAGCGAGCAUCGGCGUCAUCAAUGGGAGCUCCAGUGGCAGGAGUUCCUGAGGACCGUAGAGUCCCCGAUGGAUGUCCCAUCGAUACCCACAGAGCCUUCUCCGUGGGACGACGCCAAGGCCUUUCUGGCCGCCUUUGAGCAGGUGGCUGAAGCCUGCCGGUGGCCCAGGGAGGAGUGGGUGACCCGACUCCUGCCGGCACUCAGCGGGGAAGCUGAGCAGGCCUUCAGCUGCCUUGAAGGUCAAGAGCGGAAGGAUUAUGAGAAGGUGAAGGCCUCCAUCUUGCGAGGAGAUGCCACCAGGCGAGAGAAGCAGCGUCAGCACUUCCGGCAUUUCCGCUACCAGGAGGCCGAGGGGCCAAGGGGGGUUUACGGCCGACUCCAGGAGCUUUGCCGGCGGUGGCUGAAGGUGGAGAGGCACUCCAAGGAGCAGAUCCUGGAGCUGCUGGUCCUGGAGCAGUUCUUGAUGGUCCUUCCCCCAGAGAUCCAGAACUGGGUCCGGGAACGAGGCCCCGAGACCUGCGCCCAGGCGGUGGCCCUGGCUGAGGACUUUCUUUGGAUGCAGAGAGAGUCUUUGCGAUGGGAGCAGCAGGUGGUGACAGCAGUGCCACCCUUGGCACCCACAAGCAUCUCUCUGGUUGAAGCAGAGCCUGCAACAUCCGAAGGGGAAAAGAGACCCCUGAGUGUCGUGGUCAAGCAGGAGGCUGACUCUGGAAACUUCAUCUUGUGUGGUGAUGUUCAGCAAAAUGAGAACAACAGAGAACUUUCCUCAGAGGUCCCAUUAGAAAGGAUUGAGAAAAAGCAGGAUGAAAACCUUGGAAGUCAAGCUACUUCUCAGAAGAGGGUGAAACCCCACCAAACAGACAAACGGAGGGAAAACCCUUCCAUUUGUCCAGGUGUCUCGUUCCACAACACAGCCGUCCCGGAAGGCAAACCAAACGAAACAAGGAGAUACAAGUGCAGCGUCUGCGGGAAAGGCUUCAACUACAAGUCGAGCCUGAAGAUUCAUUUCAGGGUCCACACGGGGGAAAAGCCGUACAAAUGCCCGGAGUGCGGGAAGGGCUUCAGCCGGAGCGACCUCCUGGCUGCUCACCAAAGGAUCCACACCGGGGAGAAACCCUACAGCUGCUCCUAUUGCGGGAAGAGCUUCUGCGACCUCUCCACGCUGGUGAAGCACCGGAGGAUCCACACCGGGGAGAAGCCCUACGUCUGCAAGGAGUGCGGCAAGGGCUUCAGCCAGAAGGCCGUCCUGAACACGCACCAGCGCAUCCACACAGGGGAGAAGCCCCACAAGUGCCUGCAGUGCGGGAACAGCUUCAGCCGGAGCACCUACCUGGCCUCCCAUCAAAGGGUCCACGUCGGGGAAAGGGGGCACAAAAUCUCAGAGUUCGGCAGGAGUUUUGCCGAACCCCCUGGCCUUUUCCGUCAGAGGAUUCGCCUUGAGGGAAAGCAGCAUCAGUGUCCCGAAUUGGAUCCAAACCAACGUGUAUCGUACCUGGGACAUCAAAAAAUGUACGCCGUGAAUGACGCCAUGCAUAUUAUUGAACAUGGAGUAGGAGUACCUAAUGAAACUUUGGAACAUGCUAUAUGCUUCAUCAAGCAUACAGCAUCCAAGCUCUGCCUCUCCGAGAUCCACACCCUGGAGGAGAUCUCCGGGGCCAAAGGCCGGCAGGACAAGAACGACAUCGCCCUCAAGACCAACGGGGACCAGGCUUCCUUUUGCGUGAAACAGAACAUGGCAGAAGAGCAACAUAUUUCUUUGGCCAUGUUGGGAACUGCUUGGGAGAAAAGAAUAAAAAUGGAAAAGCCCGAUGCAGCUUGUUACGAGUUAGGAGAAGGCCUUGAUCCUGUUCAGACCGAGCACAAACGGGAGUUAUCUGGAAAAACCAUAGAGAAGAACCUGGGGGAGGACGCGCUUAGUCCAGAUGUCCUGCACCAGCGCUUCGUGCAGUUUGAGUACCAGGAGGCUUUGGGACCCCGAGAGGUUUGCAGCCGACUCUAUGCUCUCUGCCACCAGUGGCUGAAGCAAGAAGAACAUGCUACAGCUCAAUUUGUGGACCUGGUGGUCCUGGAGCAGUUCCUGGCCAUCCUUCCCCCAGAGAUGGAGGACUGGCUGAGGGAUUGUAGGCCAGAGACCCCUUGCCAAGCAGUGGCCUUGGCAGAAGGCUUCCUUAUGAGUCAGGCAGAGAAAAAGACACAGCAGUGCUCAACUGAGCAAGAGAUGGAUGAGGUGGAAAAGUGUCCUUUGGAGCCCAGACAGACACUACACCCUGCUUGGAUGGUGCAGGAUGUCAAUGGAGAGUCCAUCUCAAUAAAUGUUGAAAUAACAGCGGGGCCUCCCUGUCCAAGCACAUCUCUUAAUGUUGAUAAAUCCAUAGCAGCUCCUGCAAGACUGAAUCAGGUGACUUUUGAAGAGGUGGCUGUGUAUUUCACGGAUGAGGAGUGGGCCAUGCUGGACCUUGGCCAAAGGACUCUUCAUUGCGAAGUGACAGAGGAGAUUCUGGGGAUGAUGAUGUCUCCGGCUGGUGAUGGAAGAUUGAGUGAAAAUGAAGGGGAGACAUGCAGGCUGCUCUCUGAAAGAGCCACGUACAAACAGACGGAGGAGAAUGGAAGAAACGAGAAGAGUGGGGACAAAGCAUUGGCACAGGGUGCGGAAAGCAGUGGAAUUUCAGUCAAAGACAAAACAGGAGAUGAAAAGGAAUGUAUUUAUCUUCCAUGUGGGAGAAGCAUCAGUUGUAAAACAAGCCUUCAUUGUCGUAAAGAAAGCAGUGAAGGGGAGAUGUUAUUCAAAGGCGGUGACUACGGAGAAAUUGCCAGUGUUUGGAAGGGCUUGAUUUCCCAUCAGACGAUGCCGAUGGACCCGGUAUCCUUCAAGUGCCUGGAGUGCGGAAAGAGCUUCAGUGAGAAGGCCCAGCUCACUUCUCACCAAGCGGUUCACACAGGGGAGAAACCCUUCCCGUGCUUGGAGUGUGGGAAAAGCUUCACUCAGAGGUCAAUCCUCACUCGCCAUCAAACUAUUCACACAGGAGAGAAACCAUUUGGUUGUUUGGAGUGUGGGAAGAGCUUUGGCCAGAAGGCGGAUCUGACUCGUCAUCAAGCAGUUCACACCGGGGUGAGACCAUACAAAUGUUUGGAGUGUGGGAAAAGCUUCAGCCAGAAGGCAGACCUCACUUGUCAUCAGAGAAUUCAUACCGGGGAGAAACCGUUUAAAUGCUUGGAGUGUGGGAAAAGCUUCAGCCAGAAGGCAAACCUUAUUGGUCAUAAAACAACUCACACAGGGGAAAAGCUUUUCAAAUGCUUGGAGUGUGGGAAGAGCUUCAGCCGGAAGACCAACCUCACUUGCCACCAAGCCAUUCAUACCGGGGAGAAACCAUUCCAAUGCCUGGAGUGUGGAAAGAGCUUCAGCCAGAAGACCAACCUCCUUGGCCAUCAGGCAACUCACACGGGGGAAAAGCUGUUCAAAUGCAUGGAGUGUGGGAAGAGCUUCAGCCGGAAGACGCACCUCACUUGCCACCAGAGAACGCACACGGGAGAGAAGCCGUUUGAAUGCUUGGAGUGCGGACGGUGCUUCAGCCAGAAGUCCCUCCUCGUUCAUCACGAAGCCACUCACACUGGGGAGAAGCCGUUCCAUUGCUUGGAGUGUGGAAAACGCUUCAGCCAGAAGACAAAGCUCACCUACCAUUUGAAAAUGCACAGGGGAGAGAAACCGUUUAAAUGCUCCGAAUGUGACAAGAGCUUUGGUCAGAAGUCACUCCUUGUUCGCCAUCAGGCUGUUCACACGGGGGAGAAGCCAUUUAAAUGCUCCGAGUGUGGGAAGAGCUUUAGUCAGAAGAUCGAUCUCACUCGCCACCAGAUCAUCCACACGGGGGAGAAACCCUUUCAGUGCUCCGAGUGCGGAAAGAGUUUCAGUUGGAGGAAAAGCCUCACUGCUCAUCAAGCCGCGACAAACCACUGGAAUGUCUCAGAUGUGGAAAUAGUGACAGUUGGGGAUGAUGCCAUAUUUGACACGAAAGAGUUUGUACACAUGAACGUGGAAAGUCCGCCAAUCAUUGCACGCAUCUUAUGACAUUCGCGGAAAUUCACUCAUAGUGCAAAUCAAAUAUGCUGUUAUCAGUGAGAGAAGCAACAAUGUAAAUAUAUUACAUCCUCUUUUUUGACAUCAAAGAACCCAGGCAGAAAGAAGAGUGGAUAAGUACUUGUACUGAAAAAUUGAGCUUCAGUGAGAGAUGGAUUUUCAUUUAUGGAAUAUUGAUAUGGGGUGACCUGACAAAUGCUUGGCAUGAGGAAAUUUUGUCGUAAUUUUAUCGCCCCAAAGGAAUCACACUUUUGAAUGCAUUGAGUAUGGAAACAGCUAUUUUUAAGAGAGAAUAUCAUAUUUUACAUUAAAAACACAUAGUAGUAGAUAACAAAAAGGGGGGCCUUUGUAGAGGAUACCCCUCAUGAAGGCUUAGAUGUCAAACUGAUUUUUAACCAGAAACAAAGCGUAACUUGAGCCAGAGUGGUAGUUGGGAUUUUAGUGUUGGACUAGGUUUCCUCAAGAUCAGGAUUAAAUCUGCUUGGCCAUGGAAAGCCACUGGGUGAUUUUGGGCAAGUCACAUUCUCUCAGCUUCAGAGGAAGGCAAUGGCAAACCCGUUCUGAAGAAAUCUUGCCAAGAAAACCCCAUGAUAGGGUCACCCUAAGUCAGAAAUAACUCAGUGGCAUAUAGCAGGUAACAUGAAUUCGAAAGUAAUAAUUUUGAGUUUAUUGGAUUUGUUUUUAAGCAUUCAAAGAAAUUACUAAUCAACUUCUUUCCUGACAAUAUAAGAAGGUGUUGUGGACAUUUCAAGUUGAGUAACUGAAUUGGCUAGACACAAAAUCAUGAAUUUGGAGAUUCAAAGGAGUAAUAAAUCUGUGAACGGGAAGACAAAGAAAGAUAAAUGUGAGUACCAAUGAUUUCUAGGUAACAGCUAUACAAAAGACAGUUUGGCAAUGUGGGAUGGAAUGGGAAAGUCUGAAUUUGAAUCCGCUCCUAAAGGUCAAAUGCUCGUUUUGGUGAAGUCUUGUAAAAUGAAAUGUUUUGUAUACAAUUGUUAUUUAGAGAGACUUUUGUCUUUGAGUAAGUACAAUUUCAUUAUCAGUUUAUGGUAGGCAGUGUGUGUGAUAUGCAAACAGAAAAAAUCUCACAUGCAGAUUUACAGAAGUAUUUACAUAUUUAUCACUUACCUUUUAAGUAGUGAUUUUGAUUUCUUUUGUGUAAGGUAUGAGCACAAGUAAUCUUAUCUAACCUGAUAGCUGUGUGUUUAAGAUUUAAGACUCUUGCAUUAGUCACAUUAUGGGUGGGAAGAGUGUGAGGAGAAAGAUUUGGUGUCACAGAGAUGUCCAGAAAUAUACUCAUCUUUCUGGGAGAAACAAGUAGCUCUGAAACAUUGUUUUGUUGUUUUUUGGUUGGUUGGUUGGUUGGUUGGUUGGGGUUUUUUGCCUCUGCAAAUGGAGGGUGAUUAUCAGGCAAUUUGGAACGGUUUGAUACAUCUUCCUCAACGGCAAAAUAGUAUUGUUCCUGGAGGAAAUUUUGUGAAAUUACCUCCAGGCUGUUGUUAGUUUAUUGUUACUAGAUCAGUGGGACUCAACCUGUAGGUCCCUAGGUGUUUUGGCUUUCAACUCCCAGAAAUCCUAACAGCUGGUAAACUGGCUGGGGUUUCUGGGAGUUGUAGGCCAAAACACUUAGGAAUCCACAAGUUGAGAACCACUUGUCUAGAUCAAUAGGGCUUUCUGACUCCCAGUGGCUUAGAAGCAGUAUCACAGAAGGUUCAUUUCCCCCCAGCUUUUCAGUUUGGCAGUUGACAUGGAAAAGAUAAUUGCAAAUAUUUUUGAAACUCUUUUGGGACUCAUAGUUUCCACAUGUGUGUGUGUGUGUUUGUGUACAGAUGUGGAUACAAAACAGCAAACCUACCUGAAGUCAAAACAUUUGGCUCUGGGGCUCUGGACUUUAGUGCCCUGGUUUCCAUUCUACCCCUUUUUUGCAAAUAGGUCUUUCUCAACAACAAAAAUGGGUGUGUAGAAAGUGGCUGAAACCAAGGGGCAAAUUUUCCCAUUCUUCGGGUAACAGUAUUAUAGGAUGCCUGCCAAGCAGAUCAACGCAGGCAGAGGGACCAGGGGGCUGCCAAAUAGGAGCUGCGCUGCCCAGUGAAAUGUUCCUUUAUUCCCUAAAUUUCUCAUGAUGAUGCAGGUAGUUUCAGUUGAUUAGAAAUAUAGUUUGGGCAUCUAAAGGGAAGGAUCAUGGCAACUUGAGGAGAGCAGUUAAAGGUACAAAGAGCCUUUCCCCUUCACAAUUCAGAGGAAUUACAUUUAUGCCUUGAGCAAACAAGGAAGGACAGCCAGGUUUGAUGGACUGUACUAUGUAACAAAAUUUGAAAAAAAAUCUGUUCCUGGUUUGAAAGUGUUAUUUCCUGUUUGAGUGGCCCUUACUUUAAAAGUAGUUAUUAUAUAAUAAGUUGAGUGGCCCUUACUUUGAAAGUAGUUGUUAUACUCCAGGAACUUUGUUUUUGUGGCUGCCACAAACCAUGUUGAAUUGGUUGAGAUUCUAUGAGAGUGACUCUGUGAGCUAUUAAUUGAAAAACUAUAGCAAAAUGUGCUGCAGAAUGUCCCUCCUGCAAAAACAAAGUUUUUACAUUUUAAUCUUUUCCAUGUUUUUAUGAUAGAACUAAUUAGGAAAUGACAUUUAUAACCCAGGAACAAAAACCGUAUUCCAUUGUGUUACAGAGUUGAAAUACUUCAUCUUCAAUUGACCUUGUGGUGAUUGAUUCUGAGUCUUGUAUGGUGCUUGGCCAGUCUGGUCUGCUCCCCAAGAAACACAGACUAGCUGAUCAAAGGAAGGGACUUUAGAGGUUAUCCAUUAAACUUAGGGGAGUGGGGGUUUGGACAAUGUAGUGUCAAGAAGGGAAUAAAACAUCUGCAAUGCCAAAUGAGGAUAUACAAGUUUGCAAGGAAGAUGUACCUGGUAUGUGUAUACCAUAACUGUGCUAGCCAAGAAGUAUGAGGAUGAAAAACGUGGCAGUUAAGAAAAGUGUUGUUUUGUGGUUUGGAUUCUUCCCCCUAUAAGUAGACCUACUGGAUGCACAUCUCAUGCAGUCUUUGCAAGCCAAGCUUUCUUGUUUUGCCUAUUACAGUUUCCAGAGAAUGAACUGUUAGCAUAGUUUUGGGAUUUUGUGGGAAUUGUAGUCCAAUUGCCUGAGAUAUGGAUUCUAAAGAGCUGCAGGCUCACCACAAUCACCCUUUUUCAAGGCUAGAUUUUUGUGUGUGUCAGGAGCGACUUGAGAAAUAGCAAGUGGCUUCUGGUGUGAGAGAAUUGCCUGUCUACAAGGAUGUUGCCUAGGGGACGCUCGGAUGUUUAGAUAUAUUUACCAUCCUUGUAAGAGACUUCUCCCAUAUCCCUGCAUGGAGCUGGAGCUGAUAGAGGGAGCUCAUCCGUGCUCUCCCCGGGUUGGAUUUGAAAAGGCAACCUUCGGGUCAGCAACCCAGUCUCCAAGUCAGCAGUCCUGCCAGCACAAGGGUUUAACCCACUGUGCCACCUGGGGCUCCUAAGGCUAGAUUGUAUGUGAUUUGAUUGGGGUCAAUUGUUGUAAGCUCUGCUGAAGGAAAGUUGUCACAUCUGUCCUCCUCUUUCCCAAUCACUUCCCAAAUCUUCCACUCAGACUUUUAAAAAUUGAAUGUUAUAAAUUGUACAGAAGGGUUUAUAAAAUGUGCAAAGAAUUUUACAGUCUUCACUAGCAAUUAAAUCACAAGAGGAAGGGAAAGGAAUAAAGGAGGGAGGGAGGGCACAUACAUAACUGCACCAUUCUUAUUGAGAUUGAUUUGUAUCAGUUCCAUUAAUGGACAAAAAAAUCGAUAUUGGUUGUUACAAGGUCCAUAAUUGUAUGAAGUUAAACCAAGUUAAUCCAAAACAUCUCUAACAGUGAUGGAUGAGUCUUUAUUAGCCGUCUUUAUUAGCAAAGAUCAUGAGUUGAUGCAAUAUCUUAAUAAAAUUGCUAUUAUUACUGUC
Messenger RNA from Anolis carolinensis (green anole), 8474 nucleotides. Its product is annotated as zinc finger protein with KRAB and SCAN domains 7. The transcript is spliced from 10 exons. Bases 368 to 4522 code for a protein of 1384 amino acids. Lineage: Eukaryota; Metazoa; Chordata; Lepidosauria; Squamata; Anolidae. Gene Ontology annotation, molecular function: DNA-binding transcription factor activity, RNA polymerase II-specific; RNA polymerase II cis-regulatory region sequence-specific DNA binding. The record is from RefSeq and is a predicted model, not a curated record. Gene Ontology annotation, biological process: regulation of transcription by RNA polymerase II.